UUACUAUUUGUAUUUCUUGUUUCUUUCUUUGUUUUAGAAAGCUACAUUUUAGCUUAGAUCCCACCUACAUUCCAAAAACACACUCACAUUUUUCAUUUUCUAAUCCACAGAUCUCUCAUUAUGCCCUUUCUUCUGAGAUCCACUCUGUUCUGACUCCUAUUUUCAACAGGUACUUGAUCAUCUAGAGAAAGAAUGGGGGAUGAUCUAAACACCGGAUUGUCCCAAAAAAUUGGAGUUUUGGGGAUGAAAGUGUGGGAAUUAAUUGGGCUUAUAGUUGGUUUACUUAUUAUAGGAAUUCUAUGUGCAUUAACAUGUUAUCUCACUUCUAAGAAGAAAGUGAGAAGGGGCGGUAGAGAGAAAGUUUCUCAUAGUCAAAUACCGACCGUUUCAAAAGAAAUUAAAGAAGUGAGAGUUGAACAAGUUUCAACUGGCGAAUUUGCUCCACGAGAUGGAAUUCUUCUUACAAUUCAUGAUAAAAACAGUGAUAAAGAUGCGGAUAAAGUUUUAGUUCAUUUGGGAAUGGGGAAAUUGAAAAAUGGGGAUAAUAUGAGUAGUCAAGGUUCGUUGUAUUAUAUGGAUAGAGAUAUUAGUGAAUCAGGUGAAGAUGGGAGUUCAGGAAACUUUCAUAUGCAUAAACCUUCUUCUUCUCAUCCAAUUAGUGCACCUUCUCCGCUUGUCGGUUUACCUGAAUUUUCUCACUUGGGUUGGGGUCAUUGGUUUACUUUGAGAGAUCUUGAACUUGCAACAAAUCGGUUUUCUAAGGAGAAUGUUCUUGGUGAGGGUGGAUAUGGUGUUGUUUAUCGUGGGACUUUGGUAAAUAGUAAUCCAGUGGCGGUGAAGAAGCUUCUUAAUAAUGUGGGCCAAGCUGAGAAGGAGUUCAGAGUAGAGGUUGAAGCUAUUGGCCAUGUGCGCCAUAAGAAUUUGGUCCGACUAUUGGGUUAUUGUAUUGAGGGAACUCAUAGAAUGUUAGUCUAUGAGUAUGUCAACAAUGGCAAUUUAGAACAAUGGCUUCAUGGAGCUAUGCGCCAGCACGGAUAUCUUACUUGGGAGGCUCGGAUGAAGGUUCUUCUUGGGACAGCUAAGGCCCUUGCCUACUUGCAUGAAGCAAUUGAGCCAAAAGUGGUACAUCGAGACAUUAAAUCAAGCAACAUCUUGAUUGAUGAUGAGUUCAAUGCAAAGGUCUCUGACUUUGGGCUGGCUAAGCUUCUAGGUGCUGGGAAAAGUCACAUCACGACUCGAGUUAUGGGUACUUUUGGCUAUGUGGCUCCAGAGUACGCAAAUACUGGCCUGUUGAAUGAAAAGAGUGAUGUUUAUAGCUUUGGAGUGGUACUUUUGGAAUCAAUUACGGGAAGAGAUCCUGUCGACUAUGGUCGCCCUGCUCAAGAGGUAAAUCUUGUGGAUUGGCUAAAAAUGAUGGUCGGAAGCAGAAGAUCAGAGGAAGUUGUCGACCCAACUAUUGAAACAAAGCCUUCAACAAGAGCCCUGAAACGAGCACUCUUAACUGCUUUAAGAUGUGUUGACCCUGACUCUGACAAGAGACCCAAAAUGAGCCAAGUUGUACGUAUGCUUGAAUCUGAAGAAUAUCCCUUACCAAGAGAGGAUCGAAGACGUAGAUCACAAGCGAGUAGCACGGAGAUUGAAUCAUCACAAAGAGUAAACUAUGAUACUGAUAAGAGCGAUAAUCCAGACCUACUACGCUCAGACAGCAGUCGAAGGAACUUGAAGCCAUAAACUUGCAUUUAUCUUGUUUAAUUCUUACAAUCUUCUAAAGCAAUGAGUACAAAGGUCAAGUAGAAUGAGGGAUAUGGAUGGUGAUUUGUCUUAUAUAUUUAUCUAUUUUGAAAGGUAAAAAAGACUUUUCGGGGAAUCAACAUAGAUGGGGAGUUGAUUGUAAUGUAACUAUGUAAGUAACAAAGUCAUGGGAGUUGCAUGGGAUGUCUAGUAGGGGAAUUAGCUUUGUACAGUUAUUGGGGAGUUGGAGAUUUCACUUAUUGUUUUAAUCUGUGAUUUGCUAAAAAUAUUAUUCUACGUGCGAUUGUGUUCAUUAUGAA
Messenger RNA from Erigeron canadensis, 2051 nucleotides. RefSeq names its product probable receptor-like protein kinase At5g18500. Gene Ontology annotation, biological process: protein phosphorylation. The coding region runs from base 193 to 1731 and encodes 512 amino acids. Gene Ontology annotation, molecular function: ATP binding; protein kinase activity. The transcript is spliced from 8 exons. NCBI's taxonomy places the organism in Eukaryota, Viridiplantae, Streptophyta, Magnoliopsida, Asterales, Asteraceae. The record is from RefSeq and is a predicted model, not a curated record.